AUGAAGUCAUCGGCACUAGAAAGACCAAAGCGCGUCCGUAAGCCGUCACGGAAAGUCCUUGAGGGAGGAGGAGUCAAAGCAAAGAUUUGUAACCGCCCAGUGCCAGACUCGCCGUCUGCAGUUGUGGGAAAGCGCCCUCGUAGCGUGCGCUCGCGCUCUCGCGACUCCUUACCACCAGAACCCGAGAAGGAGGCUGCUACCAGCCCAAACCCGGCAGAUACUGCCGGAUCCUUGGCAUCGCGAGGCAAAGGACGCGACCGGCCACGCGCCGAGAGCUUGACGCGUCCAGCCUUCGAGGAGGCGCCUGAAAUUGGCCAAGACAGGUUUAUUCCGGCCGAACCCUCUGCAUCCCGAGGCAAAGAACGCGGGCGGGCACGCGCGAGGAGCCCAACGCGUGAAGACUCCGGCGAGCUCGUGUUCUUCCCACAAGAGCAACGACUUAAAAGCGUAAGCGGGAGUGCGCCAGUCCAUUGUCUCACGGAAAUGGACGAGGAUGAGGAAUCGGGGGCGACGUCCUUGAUACCGUCCACCCAGCAACAACCUGCUGACCACGAAGUUAUUGUGGUCAGCGACAACGAGGACAUGGAGCAACAACCUGCCGACCACGACGUCAUCAUGGUCAGCGACGACGAGGACAUGGAGCAACAACCUGCCGACCACGACGUCAUUGUGGUCACUGAUGACGAGGACAUGGAGACGUUCGAAGUGCUUGUCGAGCGACAGUCCGGCGGCCGAAAUGUCUUUGUGAUCGUCGACGAGAUCAUUGAGAUCAUCGACGACGAGGUCAUUGAGAUCAUCGACGACGAGGUCAUGAUGACCGAGACGUCACCAGAGCGAGGCAUUGCCCGCGCGCGCUCAAGGAGCUCAACGCGUGGUGCACCCGUGAAUGCUGUCGAAGGAGAGCGGCUGGAGGCGGAACCUGCGGCGUCUGCGGAGGCGACGCAAACUCCUCCAACCGCGUCAGGCUCAGCGCAACGUACAGGAGCGGCCGUCCACUCCAUCGGCGAACAACAACCCGCCGCGAGCACCGAGUUCACGGAUAAACGGCUCCAUAUCGACAUCGUCGUUGCCAAGGCUGGGAAAAAGGCUCAUGACCAGUACAAAACGCUCAUGCAGGGCCGCCUUCCCGGAGUUCCAUUGCCUCACCUUAACAAAGUCUAUGAGAAGGAGGGGUACUAUCACCUCCUCUGCAAGAAACGCCUUAAUAUUAUAGCUGCCAUCUCUUUCCGCGUCCUCAAGAGGCCUGCGCUAGCGGAGAUUCAUUUGUUGGCCGUGAACCCCAACUACCAAAACACGGGUCUCGGAUCCAAGCUGAUGGAUCGUACGGAGGCGUUCAUCCGCGAGAAGCAGCCACAGACAAGGAAAAUUGUGAUGAACGCCACAGUCGAGGCUAUAGGCUUCUACAAGAAGAAAGGGUACGAGGAGGUGGAUGAGGAAAAGUACAAGAAGCUCCUUGGGUCGUGGACUGGAGUUGUGCCGAUGGAACGCCAACUAGUGAACGGUCCCUCCGGGCGUUCUUAA
Molecule: messenger RNA, 1521 nt
Organism: Peniophora sp. CBMAI 1063
Lineage: Eukaryota; Fungi; Basidiomycota; Agaricomycetes; Russulales; Peniophoraceae
Source: the annotation of a GenBank genome assembly